AUGAACCAGAUGCUUAGACUCAAGGUUCAAGGAUCACAUGCUUUUGUUAUUGUUGGUUUUGAAUUGGAUGAUAAUUCACCAGGAGGAGGAAUAUUCAUAUUCAUGGAUAAUAGUGGUCCUGAAUGGGGUCAUGCUGGUUAUGGUAUUUGCUCCGAUUUUAGUCGAUAUUCCGUCAAUGAUGCUGAUUCCUCUGUCACAUGCUUUUGUUUUGAGAAGAAAGGAAAAGAAAAGAAAAGAGGCCGAUUCUUUGAAAAGAAAACAAAAAGAAAGAGUGAAGAGGGGAAGAUAAGGCCCAUAUCGCGACGUGAAGCACAGAAGGACGCCAUACUAAAUCUCCUUAUGGACAGGAAUAUCGAUGUCUCGACGGUCUGUGAAACCCGCACCCGUUUCGGGUCCUAUCUCGGUGAAUAUCGAAGGCUUAUAAAACUUCGCGAACUCCUUGGAGAAGGCUCUAAGAGAUGGUUCCGCCAAGGAUUGCACUCUAUGGAUACCACAGCACCCAGGAAAGAGCCGCCGCCCAGUAACCGUCGGUCCAGAGGAAGAACUGAGAGGCGACUCCAAAUCCGUGAAGGUGUCGAUGAGAUCAACCAAUGUCGGGUUGACUAUCUCAAAGGAAUAUGGCGCAUAUUGGAUAGAUCCCUAGGAAAGAAGACGGUCCCAAGAAACACAUCGACAUCCAUGACGGCAGAUAAAGUUGCAGCCUACAUGUCUGAGCUGUACCAGUCAUGUCAGAGCCAGGCGAGUACCCGAGAGAUAGAGGAGCUCCUUUCGUUGACACCCUCACUGGAUGACACCCGCGAUGCGGAUCUGGAUAGCCAUCCGCUACCAGAGCCCAUCCAGAGAGGGGAAGUGAUUCAAGCUAUCAACGCCCUCAAGAGCGGGCGGGGCACAGGAGUAGAUGGAAUACCUGCCGAGCUCUUAAAGUCUGGCGAUGGAAUGAUUCUUAAGAAGACGCUGCGUCAAAAUCUACCAAGCUUUUGCCUAGCCACAGAGAACCUCAUUCCACAGAAGACGACAAGAAGAUCAAUGAUGAACCAGCUUAUGAUGGAUCCUAUACACGACCUGCCGUUCGCCGAUGACGUCACCAUACCCACGUCAUCGUUAGAAGAGGGGACGCUGGCCCUUAAAACAGUGGUGGGAGGCUCGAAAUAUGCUGACCUCACCGUGUCGGUCGAAAAAUGUAAAACUCUUACUAUUUGCAAUGGUUCCACCAAGAGCGAUGGGAACAAUCACCAACAGGACACAUCGUAUGUCCAGGACGCUACAGGCACUGCAAUUCGGCCAUCUACUAGUGAAUAUCUGCGAAUCCUUGGGUCGUAUUUCACGCGGGCUGAAGAUGGAAAUGCCUAUGAGAUUGGGAAAAGGAUCGAGGCUGCGGGCCAAGCCAUGAAUCGGCUGGGAAAGUUCUGGAAGACACACGAUGCUAGCUUGUCUGCCAAGAUAACGGUCCUCAGAGCAGUCGUAUUCGCGUCGCUCUUUUACGCGAGCGAGACGCUGACCCUCAAGGAGCCUGAGACCCAGCGAUACUGUGUCUUCUACAAUGCUGCUUUGAGGCGAGUCUUGAACAUCGACCCGCUAUCCCAUACAUCAACAAGAGAGGUUCUAUCGAGGGCCAGAUGCCCAGAAUGCCGAGCUGUCUUGCGAGCCCGGCGGCUUCGGCCUCAGAACCAAUGCUGUCCGUGGGGAGGCAUUGGCGCCCCGACCGCUCGGCGGUUUUUGAGCGAGAGAGAGAGAGAUUUGGGGAGGGUCACCCUGUAG
Messenger RNA from Perkinsus marinus ATCC 50983, 1758 nucleotides. RefSeq lists its product as hypothetical. The transcript is spliced from 7 exons. Lineage: Eukaryota; Perkinsozoa; Perkinsida; Perkinsidae. The record is from RefSeq and is a predicted model, not a curated record. The coding region runs from base 1 to 1758 and encodes 585 amino acids.